Diospyros lotus (date-plum) is the source of this 954-nucleotide messenger RNA. RefSeq lists its product as uncharacterized. The record is from RefSeq and is a predicted model, not a curated record. NCBI's taxonomy places the organism in Eukaryota, Viridiplantae, Streptophyta, Magnoliopsida, Ericales, Ebenaceae. The transcript has 6 exons. Bases 1 to 954 code for a protein of 317 amino acids.
AUGGGUUACGGCAUAGAUAGAUUAAAGGGGAAAUGGAACCAUUUACGUAAGGUACAUCGCUUGUUCUCAGAACUUUUAGGACAUACAGGUUUUACAUGGGAUCCAAAUACCAACAAAGUUAAUGCUCCAGAUGAAGUUUGGCAACACUUUUAUAUGAUUAACAAGUCUGAGUACAAAAUAUUCAAGAAUGAAGGAUGUAAGAACUAUGAAACUCUAGGAGAGAUAUUUAGCGGGACUACAGCUACUGGAGGAUUAGGCAAUGCUUCCACUCAGCUUCCUCCAACAUCAGAGGAAGAAAGGCAGAUGUCAAUUGAAUCAAAUGUGGUUGGUAAUAUGCGUACCGAUGAUUUGACUGACGAAGAUUCAAGUGAUGAUGAUUUUUUAUUUACGGAUGAUAUUGUUGCGAAUUUUGGGGAUAAGCAGUUGGUGAAAGAUGGAAAAAAAGUAAGGGUCGAGGAGGGCGUUGCUAUGUUUCUGAUGAUUGUAGGGCACACUACACCAUAUAGUAUUAUUGAGAUAAUAUGUCCGGCACAUCAAAAUGUGCCACAUGAUCGGAUUUUGCACAAAUUUCCUUACUUUAAGAAUUGCAUAGGCGCAAUAGAUGGAACACAUGUUGCAGCUUGGGCACCUACAUCGAGACAAACAUCUUUCCGUGGAAGGAAAACCAAUAUAACACAAAAUGUGAUGUUGACGUGUGAUUUUGAUAUGAAGUUCACAUUUGUGUAUUCUGGAUGGGAAGGUACUGCUAAUGAUUCGCCAGUAUUCAUUGAUGUAGUCAUAAGAACUUCAAACAACUUUCCAAUGCUAUGUGGAGUUUUCUUGUCCCUUGUCGAGGACGAAGAUAUCAUCUGCGUGAUUAUGUUGGACGAGGAAGACUGCGUGGAAAUGAAGAACUGUUCAACUAUAGACAUUCCUUGUGUCGUAACAUUAUUGAACGUUGCAUUGGAGUUUUAA